AUGGGGGACAAGAAAGCACAAGAAAUACUAGAUGGAAUGCAAUCAUUUGAUUGUAAAACUCGGUUAAAAUAUAUGAAGGAGUUGAAAGUAUUAUGCCAUAUCAUAGGCAUGGAGAGGACGAAAAUGGAGUUAGUUGAAUUUUUAUAUAACAUAAUAGAAGAUGAUUCAGAUGUUUUGAUAGAGUUAUCAAAUAAUUUGGUAUUCUUAACAAACUUUAUAAAUAAUGUAAAUAACUGCUAUUUUCUGUGUGACUUAAUAUUAAAUUUUAUAAUAACGUAUGAAAAGGAAAUAAAUAUAAAUGGGUAUAAUGCUUUUAAAAAUUAUAUACAUAAAUGUGAUAGUAGUACAUUGAUUAAUAUUAUAUACCCAAGAAUAAUAAGAUUGGCCAAUAAUGAAAGUGAUAAUUAUCGUAUUGGAGUCAGUAAAAUUAUACCAAUCUUAAUAGAAAGAUGUAUAUAUGAAGACCAAGCUAAUUAUAUGAAAUCUUUUAUUCACUUGUUUCUAGAAUUGUGUCAGGACCAGAGUAUAUUAGUCAAAAAAUCUUGUUGUGAUAAAUUUUGUAACUUUUUAAAAAUAUUAAAAAGGUAUAGAGAGCAUAUACAUAAUUCUGCAUAUACAACUAUAAAACAUGAGCAAUAUGUAAAAGAAAUUGAUGUAAAGGAAGUCCAUAAUAACAGCGAUAUUGAUAGUGUUAACAAGAACAUUAAGAAGUCAAAUCACCGCUUAUGGAAGCAGAUAAAGGAAAAUAAAAAUGAAGGGGAAGCUGAGGAACUAAAAAAAAGGGAAGAAGAAAAUGUUAUAAUGAAUGCUGAUGGCGAUAAAGCAUGGGUGCUUGCUCCAAACAGUAUAUCGCCAAGUAGUAUUACACCAAGUGGAAUUAUGCCAAAUGGUAUUACACCAAGUAGUAUUACGCCAAGUGGUAUUACGCCAAAUGGCACUUCUCCAAAUGAAGGUACGCCAAAUUCAGCCCUUCCAUGGGGAGGCAAAGGGGAGUGGAGUUCACUUAGUGAUAGAACAAGUGAAAAGAAAACAAAAAUCUUUGUAGACAAAAUAUGGGAAAAGGCUCAAGAAAUAUACCGUAGUUUUUUUUAUCCAAUAAAUGGGUUGGAUGAAGUCCAAAUUAGUGCAGUGUCCAUAUUAAAUGAGGUUUUAUACAAUGACCCUAAUUUUGUGAAUAAUUUGGAUCAGGUUUUAACUAGUAUAUGUAAUGAUGAGAGUUGGAGAGUUAGGGCAGUGUUAGCAAAUAAUAUACAAGAAAUUCUAAAAAAUCAAAAAAAUGAUGAUUUAUCUGUGAUAUUGUUAUUAUUGUUAAAAGAUUUGGACAGUAAUGUACGUAGUAUUGUUUUGAAUAACUUGGAUAGAAUAUUAGUUCAUUCAAAAAUUAAAGUAAAUAUACUGGAUGAAAUAUUUGAAGAUUUAAAGAAAGAUAUUGAUAGUAAUAAUAUACACUUGAAAAUUUCGUUAUGCAAAUUAUUAUGUACCUUACCAGAUGUUUUAGAUAAGGACGGAUCAAUCGAAUAUAUUCUUCCACUAUUUUUACUUUUUAUUAGAAUAGAAGAAAGUAAUUUGAAAUCAGAAUUAUUUAUUUGCUUACAUAAAAUAUCAAAACUUAUAUCUUUUUUUGAUAUGAAACAAAUAAUUAUUCCACUAAGUAAAGAAAUUGUAAAAAGUAAAAAUUGGAGACUACGAUGUUCUUUAUAUUAUCAUUUAAAAUUUUUUGAUCAUUUUUUUUUAUAUCAAAAUAAAGAAAAUAGCUCUUCGAAUUAUGUAGAUUUCUGGAAUUAUAUGCAUACAGGAGCUAAGGAUUUAGUGUACUCUAUUAGGAUAGAGGUAGCUGAAACUUUGUAUUUUUUAAUUAAAAAUAGAAAUUUUUCUUUUUUUGAAAAGGGAUUAACAUAUUUAUUAAAUGAUUUAAAAGAGUCUACUAAUUAUAUAAAUAGAAUAAGCUGUUUACAAUUUAUAUCAAAACUAGUUAUACUAUUUCCUUUACAAUAUAUUGAAAAUUAUAUUUUAAAAGUUAUCAAAGAUCUAAGCAAAGACAAAAUAAGUAAUAUUAGGUAUAACAUAGUUAAGACUAUAUAUUAUAUAAAUAAAUAUGUUAAACAUGUUCUGACUAUAAUCACAAAUAAUACAUAUGAUGAAUUGAUAAAUAAUGUAACUAAAAUGAUUGAUCAGAAAAAUAAAGAAAAUAAGCAAAAUUGCAGCACCCCUAGGCACAAAAAUAAUAAUACUCACUAUUUUCAUUUUUUGGAAAAUAGACAAAAUCUUCUAAAUUAUAAGAUGCAUAAUAAAGGCGAUUCCUUUUUAAUAAAUUCGUGUCAUUUAUCUUCACUCUCAUUUUAUCAUAACAUGAAGAAUAUAAUUACAAACAAGAACAGCUGUGAACAUAUCUUAAAUUUCUUAUCAGACAUACUAAAUUCCUUGGAAAAAGACAUUGACAAUGAUGUAUCCAAGGCUUCGUACUCAUUAAAAAAUAAUGAUUUCUUUUUUUACAUAAGUUCUGUAAAUACAUUUAACACUGUUUGUAAGCCAAUUAAGUGA
This is a messenger RNA of Plasmodium malariae, 2541 nucleotides long. Its product is annotated as protein phosphatase PP2A regulatory subunit A, putative. Gene Ontology annotation, biological process: protein dephosphorylation. Bases 1 to 2541 code for a protein of 846 amino acids. The transcript has a single exon. NCBI's taxonomy places the organism in Eukaryota, Apicomplexa, Aconoidasida, Haemosporida, Plasmodiidae. Gene Ontology annotation, cellular component: protein phosphatase type 2A complex; cytoplasm. Gene Ontology annotation, molecular function: protein phosphatase regulator activity. The record is from RefSeq and is a predicted model, not a curated record.